CAUGAACAGAGUCUGGUCCGGCCUGUCCUCGAGGUUGUCGAUUUCAUGCCCUACCCUUCUCAGGAUUGACGAUGGCCGAUGACGAAUGCCGCCGAGAGAUUCGAUUUCGCCAAAAGGGCGCCGUUGCGGAUGACGUUCGACAAUUCCGCUGCGGAUAACGUCGUCGAUCCUCGAUAUCCAUCGUUUCUUCCCUCGCAGUACAUUUGCUGAACCUGUCUAGCAGGUUGCGGACGUCAGGUCAUCCCCAAGAACUAGCUUGAUCCAGCGACUUAGCUAUUACGGAUUCCCUCGAGCAUCAUAUCUAGGCCAUGUCCUUCAACAUGAGACACACCGGGAAACACGCCUUGAACCUGCACAGGCUUGGGGUCUUUGGCAACCGGUUACGACUGCAAGCUAGGAGAGGUAUCGCCUCUGAGAUCAAGGAGGCAGGAAAAGAGACGCUAGUCGUCCUCGGUGCAGGUUGGGCUGGGUACCAGUUCAUAAGCAAGGUGGACAAGAGCAAGUACAAGAUCGUGUCCAUAAGUGGGAGUACAACCUUUGUUACCACCCCACUGUUACCGAGUGCAGCGACCGGAGCGCUCUCAUUCAGGGACAUUGUCGAGCCAUUACGUUCAACAAAUGAUGUCAACUAUUACCACGCCUGGGCAGAAGAUGUCGAUUUCAAGAACAAGGUCAUCACGGCCAUUCCUGCCGCCAAACCCAUCUUUAGAGGAAAAGAUCCUCUUGUCAAGCAACAACAGCGGGAUGCUAGAGCAGAGACGGUCGCCGAGGCUACGACCGAGUAUCAGAUCAAGUAUGACAAGCUCGUCAUCGCGACUGGGUGUUACAACCAGACGUUUGACACUCCUGGAGUCAAGGAGAAUGCAUACUUCUUGAGGGAUAUUGAGAGCGCUGCAGCGAUCAGAUAUCAUAUCUAUGAAAUGCUAGACAGUGCUACAUGGCCAGACCUCUCGGACACGCUAAGACAAGCCCUCCUAACCUGGGUCAUCGUAGGAGGAGGUCCGACUGGCUCAGAACUCGCUGCAGAGAUGCACGACCUGGCUCGGUCUAAAGAGUUCAACAAGCUCUACCCGACGUUGGCUCCUCAGAUCAAGAUCAAGCUUUUGGAUGCCGCGCCGGCUAUCUUGACGAACUAUGAUAAGGCCUUGAGCAAGUAUGCUGCAAAGAAGCUGAAACGCGACGGAAUCGAGGUUUUGACUUCGCGUAAAGUCUUGCGUGUCGAGCCAGACAAGAUUGUGACCGAGCAAGAUGGCGAGAUUCCUGCCGGCCUGGUCGUGUGGUCCACUGGAAACAAGGCUUCACCGCUCAACGAGACCUUGGAAUCGCUGCAGAGGGACAAGAAGAAGUCGUUUGUCGUUACCGAGGAAUUGCAGGUCUUGAACAGACCGACGGUAGAGGGGCAACGAGGGGAGGUCGUCCCGGACGUCUGGGCGAUGGGGGAUUGUGCGCAGAUCGAUGGUCAUCCUUUACCGGCUACUGCUCAGGUUGCCAACCAAGAGGGAGUGUUCCUAGCAGACUUGCUCUCUGGCAGAAUAUCAUAUCCGGCCAAAAAGAGCUUCAAAUACGUACAUAGAGGAACCAUGACGAACAUCGGUGGUGGAGAAGGAUUGGUCGAGGCUCCGUUUGCCAACCUCCGAGGUCGAAUGGCUUAUAUAGCUUGGAGGGGGUACUAUUGGAUCAGCAGUCUGAGCUGGAGGAACAAGUUCAACUUGGCUUUCAGAUGGACACAGAACGCGAUCAUCGGGCGGGAUAUCUCCCGGAUCUGAAGCUGUAUCUCAGCGAGAUCCUGUUCAGGUCCACUGUAAUGAUACUUGGCUCACCACACUCGAUGUAUCGUUCACGAAUCUGAUGACUCGUCCAUCAAUGCAUCGAGUCGCAGCCGAGCCUGACAUUUUUCGCGUGCCCGAGCUUGUGGGUUGUUGUGUUUGUCGCCUCUGGCCGCCCGUUCCCAGUCCAGAUUCACAUGC
Messenger RNA from Filobasidium floriforme, 1967 nucleotides. Its product is annotated as FAD/NAD-P-binding domain-containing protein. The record is from RefSeq and is a predicted model, not a curated record. Gene Ontology annotation, molecular function: NADH dehydrogenase activity. The coding region runs from base 309 to 1766 and encodes 485 amino acids. The transcript is spliced from 9 exons. Lineage: Eukaryota; Fungi; Basidiomycota; Tremellomycetes; Filobasidiales; Filobasidiaceae.